GCGAAUUCCAAGGAGCGCCCCCUCCCCGCGCGCGCGCGCUCCGCGUCCCUGGAACUGCAGCCUCAGUGCAGCGCCAACUUCUCCUGGCAGAAAGUAAGGGCGAGGGUGGUGGAGGUGGCGCGAAAAGGAGGCGGUGGUGCACGCGCAGCCCGCCUCGCGCCCCCGGCCCUGGGCGCGUCGGGAGAAGGAGACGCGCUGCUGGGGCUUGUUCGAUUCCGCUCUGGCCGGAGAGAGGUCUCCGAGAGGGCGCCGCGCGCGCCUGAGGGGAACCUUCCGACACUUUUGCGCUCUUCUGCCGCCUCCGCCCCGUCCUCGGGUAGGUUGGGAAGUUUGCAGGGCGGGGCUCGGCGCGCCGAGGAGGAAGAGAGAGCCGGGGAAUUCUGUCCCGCCCGGUGCCAUUCCACAGUGAGCCGCGGGCGCGCCAGCAAGAUUGGCAUUUCCAGAAAAACAGAAGAAGAAAAAGAUAAUGAACUGAAAGCAUCUGAAAAGUAUAUUGUGCAAUCCUCUGAAGCGAGUAGAAAUGUAGUCCUCCGAUAGGGCCAUGAACCUAAAACUAGUCUAUGUAUCUGUACUGAUGUUUGGAAUAAUGGGUUUAUUCCUCUUCAUGUACCUGCAAGAUUGGAUUGAAGAACAACAUACAGUGUCUGAAGAAAAAAUACAGCAGCACGCAAUUAAUCAGAACUUCAGAUUCUAUUCUUCAGAGGAACCUGAAAAAACAAAAAACUGGGUCACUGGUGAAAAGCUUGACAAGCCACGUAAAGCUCUUAUUGAGAUUGGACAUUCUCAGGGAGAUGCUGACCCUAUUCUAGGGAUGGCAGGCUCCUUGACCACUGGAUUAUCUGAAGAGUCGCAGAAGAUUAAAUCGCUUCUUAAACAGUUCAGGCAAGUGAAUUUACCACCAGUUCUGCGCCCUUUAAACAAAACUUUAAUCAAAAGCAAUCACUGGAAAACCACAGAUGAGAUGCAAGAGAAACGAAGAUCUUUCCUUUACGAUUUCUGCAAAAGGUACACUGGCAAAAGCAGACCCCGGACUCACCUUACGCGCAUGGUGUCCAGAAUCUAUGUGGAAGAUAAGCACAAAGUCUUGUACUGUGAGGUGCCUAAGGCAGGUUGUUCCAACUGGAAGCGGGUUUUGAUGGUGCUCAGUGGCGUUGCUGAUUCUGCUGCUAACAUUACGCAUGAUGCUGCACAUUAUGGAAAGCAUCUCAGAAAACUAGACAGCUACAAUCUAAAAGGGAUACACAAGCGUUUAAAGACGUACACCAAAGUUAUAUUUGUGCGGGAUCCCAUGGAAAGAUUAGUGUCUGCAUUCAGAGAUAAGUUUGAACAUCCAAACAGCUACUACCACCCUGUAUUUGGGAAGGCAAUUAUUAAGAAAUACAGACUUAAUGCAGAUAGAGUGGCAUUGGCAACAGGCUCAGGAGUGAAAUUUAAAGAGUUCAUCCAGUAUUUGUUAGUCCAUCGGCCAGUAGGUAUGGACACUCACUGGGAACAGAUCAGCCAACUCUGUUAUCCUUGUGCUAUCAACUAUGAUUACAUUGGAAAAUUUGAGACUUUGGGAGAUGAUGCCAAUUAUUUUUUGAGACUAAUAGGUGCACCAGAGGGGCUGACUUUUCCUAAUUUCAAAGACAGGCAUUCCAGUGAAAAAAGAACAAAUUUAGAAGUUGUCAGACAAUACUUGGCAGAAAUUUCCAACACAGAAAGACAGCAGAUUUACAACUUUUAUUAUCUGGAUUAUUUAAUGUUUAACUACAGUGUACCAUAUGUAUAACCCUGGCUUGGAUUGGUUUAGUAUGUAAGCAAUUUUUACCAUUUAGUUUGGGAGCAGAAGAAACGCAACAAGUUAUGAGGAGAAAAUUAAUUGCACUGAAAUGUCUGGACAGAAAAACACUUUUACAUUAAGAAAGUUUUAGAGUCUUCAAAGCAAUGUAUCUAAAGGGAAUAAGCCAAGCAUUCAAAACCUCUGAAAUUGUAUAAUAUUAUUGUAUCUAGUCAUGUUUCAUGAAUGUAUUUUUGUAUUUCCAAGGAAAUAUUAAGUAAAAACUAGCUUUCUUAACGAA
This is a messenger RNA of Podarcis muralis (Common wall lizard), 2060 nucleotides long. RefSeq names its product carbohydrate sulfotransferase 9 (gene CHST9). NCBI's taxonomy places the organism in Eukaryota, Metazoa, Chordata, Lepidosauria, Squamata, Lacertidae. The record is from RefSeq and is a predicted model, not a curated record. Gene Ontology annotation, molecular function: sulfotransferase activity. Gene Ontology annotation, cellular component: membrane. Gene Ontology annotation, biological process: proteoglycan biosynthetic process; carbohydrate biosynthetic process.